Musca domestica (house fly) is the source of this 3927-nucleotide messenger RNA. Its product is annotated as integrin alpha-PS3. The transcript is spliced from 9 exons. The coding region runs from base 195 to 3581 and encodes 1128 amino acids. Gene Ontology annotation, molecular function: integrin binding. The record is from RefSeq and is a predicted model, not a curated record. NCBI's taxonomy places the organism in Eukaryota, Metazoa, Arthropoda, Insecta, Diptera, Muscidae. Gene Ontology annotation, biological process: cell-cell adhesion; cell adhesion mediated by integrin; integrin-mediated signaling pathway. Gene Ontology annotation, cellular component: external side of plasma membrane; integrin complex.
CGCUGUCGGAAUAGAAUUUUCAGUACGAUUUAUGACAACAACGCGCUAGGUUGUCAAGAACGCCUUUAAAUAUCUUGAGAGUCGCAUUGCCUUCAAUUGAAAUCACACAAACACAAACGUUUGUGCAAAAUAGUUAGUCGAACGGGUAUCGAAAGUGUUGAGUGCGCGUCAAACGGCAUUCCAAUUCAAACACGAUGCUGCCACACAAGUUAAUGUGGCCAAACAUUGGCAUCCUCAUGUUAUUAUUGUUAACAACUCACGUCAAUUGUUUCAAUAUAUCACCGAAACCGAAUAUUGUCGUCAAAGAUCCUGGCUUCGUCACGGAUAUGCCGAAAUAUCAGUCGUCGUAUUUUGGAUUUGCUCUUAAUCUGAGACCCUUGGGCAUUAUUGUCGGUGCUCCACGUGCUCAGUCAACAUUGGAGGAACAGCGCGCUGUCAAUGAAACCGGUGCCAUUUAUCGCUGUACUCUAACUGGCACACCGAAAUGCAACACUUAUGUGUUCGACGAUCGUGGAAAUAUCAAUGUUCCGGUCAGUGAAUAUUCAUAUGACUCGGAGAUGAAAGAUCACCAGUGGCUGGGAGCAUCCAUAGACGGAGGUCGGACUGAUACGGACAAACUUAUCGUAUGUGCUCCUCGUUUUAUCACACCUGCUACAAAUGAUUACCUAAUGCACGGUAUCUGCUAUUGGAUCAAUAACACGCUGACUCAGAAUCCGGUUAACGUGACAAGAAUUUCGCCAUUACGUGGCAAGCAGGAACAAGUUACAGACGAGAAUGGAAAGCGCAUUUAUUAUUACAUGUUGGGCGAACAGGGCAUCAGUGCCCAUGUCACUCCCGACAACGAAGAGUUCUUGAUUGGCGCUCCAGGUAUACACACAUGGAAGGGAUCCGUGAUACGUUAUCGCAAGGUGGUGGACACUGACGAACCGAGUUUGAGCCGUCGCGAUACCAGCAGUGUGUCACGGGCACGCAUUACCAGACAGGCCGACGUUCAGCCCACACCGUUUACAAGAUACGAAGUCGACAUACCAAAUCCCAAAAAUUUCGAUCAGCCCGACGACUCUUACUUCGGUUAUUCUGUGGCAUCUGGCUAUUUCGAUUCGAAUGAUCGCAAGAAAUUAUUAUACGUUGCCUCGGCACCUCAGGAUAACCAACAAUCGGGGUUGGCAUAUAUCUUCGAUUUUUCCAGGAACUCGCUAAACAAACUUUACGUAUUUCGCGGUACACAGUUUGGAGAGUAUUUUGGUUAUGCGGUUUUAGCCGAGGAUGUCAAUGGUGAUGGUCUGACCGAUGUGAUCGUCUCUGCCCCGCAGCACAGUAUUUCGGGAUCAUUCGAUGAUGGAGCCAUUUAUGUUUUCCUCAACGAAGGCAAUAUGAAUUUCGAACGGAAUAUUAUAUUGUCACCCAUUCGAGGCAAGGCCCGAUUUGGCAGCACACUCACCGCCUUGGGCGACAUCAAUCAUGAUGGUUUCAAUGACAUUGCAGUCAGUGCUCCGUUCGCCAAGGAUGGAUCUGUAUUCGUUUAUUUGGGUAGCGAACGUGGUCUACGCGAACGUCAUAGUCAGCGUUUCGAUUUUAACAGUGCCCAAAAGUCCGCUUACGGCCAAGCAAUGUUUGGUCACGGUCUCUCUAAGGGUUCGGACAUUGAUGGCAAUGGUUUCAAUGAUUUUGCCAUUGGUGCUCCCAAUGCGGAAACAGUAUUCGUGUAUCGUUCAUAUCCGGUGGUAUCCAUUAAGGCUAGUAUUUCUUCGGCAACCCGUGAAAUCAAGCCAGAACAAACAUCCUUCCGAGUCAAAGUGUGUUACAGCAUUAUCACAACUUCGCCUAAAACACAAUCCCAAGAACUGAACAUGCACGUUAUUCUGGAUCCCCAAGUGAAGCGGGUUCAAAUCGCCUCUACGAAUAGCAACGAAAUGAAAUUCAAAUCUACAGCCACGACGAAGGAGCAGUGCACCGAAAUCGACUGUAAUGUCCGUUUCAAUGUGGAAACCAUAUUCAAACCGAUUGAAAUGGAAUUGCGCUAUGGAUUGGCCAAUGGCAUUCCGAAUACUGAAGAAUUCUGUGAAACUUGUGCUGCUGUAGAUCCCGCAGAGCCUUCAUCCCACACGGAGAAGAUUAUCUUCAGCACCGGAUGUGCCUCGGAAAUUUGUGUGGCCGAUUUGCAAGUUAAAAGUAAUUUAGAGAAUAAAUUCGUUUUGGGUAGUAGCCGCACUUUCAGCGUUUCCUAUGAUGUCUCAAACAACGGUGAAACUGCCUAUUUACCCCAGAUCAACAUCACCUCCUCCAAUCGUAUGCCGUUUGCCAAAAUUCCCUCCAACUGCAAAACAAAUAAUCAGGAUGUCUCUCUAAUAUGUGACCUCAAUCGGGGCCAACCAAUGGCCAAGGGCUCAAAGGACACUGUCACAGUGAUAUUCGAUACAAGCAACAUAUCGGGACAAAGUAUGACCAUAGUGGCCAAGGUCUUCAGCACUGGAAGGGAACUUAACGACAGGGAUAACAUUGCCUCAGAUGUGAUUACCCUAACCGAGUUCACCGAAAUUGUUGCUGUUGGAAAGCCAAUCACAGAGCAUAUCAACUUGGAAAAGGCAGGCAAUACAGCUGAAGUGAUUAAUCUCUAUGAUAUCAAGAGUGUUGGACCCAGUAAUAUCGGUUCUAUGAAAGUCGUAUUUGACAUACCCGUGGCCUACAUCAACUCAGGAAAUAACAAAAAUAUACCAAUUAUUGAUUUGAGCAACAUCACAAUGCAAGCCGUCUACGAUUCACAAAUCAAGGAUGUUCAGUUCUAUCAGAAUACCACGCAAAUCCUGAUGAACGCAGUGGAGAAAGCAUCCAGCUACUCGACACAAUUUACCGGCAAAAUUGCCUCGAUUGGCGACGGAGCAGGCAACAACAAUGGCAUGCAUUACGACUCCACCAAUAUGGGUCACAUAAAUGAGUUCAAUAUUAGAGAAGAGUCCUUUGGCGAUUCAUUUAUGUCUGGCUCAGCAUCGCGUCGACGCAGACGUCGUGAAGCGGCAACUUUAACUGUCAACAAGGAACAUUAUGCUCGGAUUGCAAAUCCAAAAUCGUAUGAAUUGUUGGGCGAGGAUUUGAAAGGAACCCUUCCGGUCAAUCGUACGAUAGUCUUCAAUUGUAACGAUCCCGAGACCACAAUAUGUGUCCAAGCUGUAAUCCCCCUGUACGAUUUCAAACCCAAUAAGCCGCUAACAGUCACCAUGAAAUACCACGUGGACCUGAAGGCGGUCAAUCAGAUUCUAAUCGAACCCUGGGAGUUCUUUGUGGUCGUUGUUGGUUUAAAUGUACAAAAGACUGGUGACCCCUUGGGCACAACUUUGGCUGUUGCCAAAAAUAUAGAGUACAAUAUUAUUUCGAAGCAUCAGCUGUACGGUACACCCAUAUGGGUUAUAAUAGUGUCCGUAAUAGGUGGUCUGCUGGUCCUGGCCUUAAUAACAUAUGGCAUGUAUAGGGCCGGUUUCUUUAAGCGCGCCACCAAGGAAGAGAUGGACAAACUAAUGCACCAAGCCACUCUGUCAACGGAUGGCGUUACGGAGGCAUCGAACUUAAAUACCGCUGGCAACUAAUUUGAUAUAAGCUACAACGUAGGGUGUGACCCAUACAGCUGUGAUGUCUAACUCUCGCCAUUAAUAAUUUAUUGAAUAUGUGUGACAAUAUUUAUUGAAGAUUUUUUUGUUAUGUUUUUUUUUUUUUUUUUAAUUAAAUGUUAAAAUAGUUGUACAUCACAAUGUAAAUGAAGUUGGAGUUAGCCAACUGAAACAUACCAAAUUUAAUUUGUAAAAGCUGCCAUAAGUUUACAGGCAUACUUAUAUGUAUUCAAAUAGUAUAUACUUUUUUCUAUGUUACCAAUAAUGUUAUUUGUAUUUUGUAAAAAUGUGUUAAGAAAUAAAAACGAAUUUUUUAAUUGAAUAA